AUGGCAGAGAUGGUUGAUUUGAAUAGCCUCAACGAGGUUCUCACUUUGCCGUUUCCAGCCCAGACUAAGCAAGUUGCCGGGACGAUCAAUGGCGUGCCGACAGAUGUUCUUUCCAUGGGAUUCAGCGAUAGAAUUCUGGUCACCAUAUCGCAACACGGCAGGUUAGCUCAUUGGCUCCAUGUGCCUCUUGAGAACAACAAUCCAGGGACUGAUGGAUUCCACACAAUCUCCAACGGAGACACAGACGAUAGUCUGCUCCCACUUUCUGCCUUGACUGCCACUUCUAUCCUGGGGGGACAUGCCCCUGGACAUGAAACUACCAAUCAACUUCUUGCGCGCCAAAUUGGUAGUGCUAUUGCGACUAAGACUCCAAAUGAAAAAAGGACACUCGUCGUGGGACUGGGUCUUAAUGCGUCUCAGAUUGACCGGGACGAUUUUUUCGCUAUUGUCGAUCUGGUGUUGCAAUGCAUUUGA
Molecule: messenger RNA, 474 nt
Organism: Talaromyces atroroseus
Lineage: Eukaryota; Fungi; Ascomycota; Eurotiomycetes; Eurotiales; Trichocomaceae
Exons: 2
Coding region: 1-474 (157 amino acids)
Biological process (GO): proteasome assembly
Source: RefSeq, a predicted model, not a curated record